AUGGCUUCUUUAUCCUUUACGUUACUCCCAGAAGCUCUCAUGCAGCUCCGUGAUGUGCUAAUAUGUCUGUCUAAAUUCAAUGAAACUGUCUCAAUUGAAGCAGAGCCUGACUGCCUGCGCUUGUCGACGUUGAAUGCUACCAAAUCCGGCUAUGCAUCAUACAAAUUUGAUGCAACGCCCUUCUUUACAGAAUACUCCUAUAACACAUCUGGGAAUAAAGAUAAAAAUGGACGGGAGAAGGUUUCUUGUCAAAUAUACAUCAAAGCGUUAUUGUCUGUGUUCAAGGGACGGGCCAUUGACUUCAAAGAUAAAGAUACAGCAAUUGAGCGGUGUGUGACCCAGUUGUUUGACAGCCCAGAUGAGUCGGAAUGUCGACUGGUCGUUCAGAUGAUUUGCAAGCAUGGGGUUCUCAAGACAUACAAGCUUACCUACGAGCCAGCUGACAUUCAGCAUGCACUGUUCGAUAAAUCAGGUGCUCAGAAUCGGUGGGUUGUUGAUUCAAAGCUCCUACGUGAAACACUAGAACAUUUUGGUCGUAGUGCAGAGCAUUUAGAUAUCUACCCCGAGGACGGGCGGGCCGUGUUUACUAGUUUUACAGAGAAGGUGAUGGCUGGGACAGAAAUACUGAAACAGCCAGUCCAUACAUCAGUGGCAAUCGAGACGCGGAACUUUGCUUUCUUCAGUGUCGAAGAAGGGCUGCAUGUUGCUAUCAGUGUGAGGGAUUUUCGGGCAAUUAUUCUACAUGCGGAUACGCUCAAAGCAAAUAUUACUGCUCGAUAUACACGGCCGUGUCGGCCACUUCAGUUUUCCUAUGAUUUACCUGGGAUGACGUGUGAAAUCACACUAAUGACACGAGGCGAGGGCACCGAUGAGACGGAGUCCGUUCCGCCACAGGCCAAUGCGGCACGAGAGCUUUCAGCACGACCCAUUGAACAACCUAUUGUCAAUACUAAUGCAGAGAGAGGUGCUAGUAUUCGAUUAUCUGGUAGAGAACAGCAGCAACAGGCGCAGGUACAUAAGCAGGUACAGCCCCAAUCACAAACACAGAUGCCGCCACCAGCCUCCCAAAGACAGGGAGCGAAGCCGAUCACAUCGCUUGCGCCCGUUGCGCCGAUAGAUCAUGAGAGCUUGUUUGUUGCAGCGGACGACGACCGCCAAUGGGAUGAGCCCCACUACGACGAGGAGCAGGAAGACAUGCUUCGAUGGGAUGCGAAUCUAGACCAAGAGGCAUUGCGGCAGAGCCUCGGUGGGACUAUCCAAGAUAAUGUAUCAAGGGUGGAACCGGUUUCUAGGGAAGACGAUCUCAAUGCCAGCCCUACGGAGAAGGACGACGAAAUGAGAAUUCCACCAACUCAGCGAAUAUCCCAGAUACGCGGUCUAUUCGACUGA
This is a messenger RNA of Microsporum canis CBS 113480, 1389 nucleotides long. RefSeq names its product DNA repair protein rad9. The transcript has 7 exons. The record is from RefSeq and is a predicted model, not a curated record. NCBI's taxonomy places the organism in Eukaryota, Fungi, Ascomycota, Eurotiomycetes, Onygenales, Arthrodermataceae. Gene Ontology annotation, cellular component: checkpoint clamp complex. Bases 1 to 1389 code for a protein of 462 amino acids. Gene Ontology annotation, biological process: DNA repair; DNA replication checkpoint signaling; cellular response to ionizing radiation.